UCCAAAUUCUUCUUGUCCCCCACCCCCCUUGAUAAUAUCAAUUCCAAAUUCUGGUAUCUCUGCUCAACAGGGAUUUGUAUCUUUAUUUUUUCUUCCCCAAUUCUCUUCUUUGUCACUGUCAUGUUCGUUUUCUUUGGCGUUUAGAAGUAAGACGGUGAUUGUAGUGACGAUGCAGAACUCGGAGUUGGUCGUUCUUCUCUAAUUCCUGAAUGUAAUGUUGAUAGAAAAGGAAAGACAGAGAGGAAAAUCAAGUGGAAUCAGAUGGCCUGCAGAGGUGUGUGCGAGGACUUAACUCCUUCGAAGCCUCUGUUCUUGACGGUCUACACUAUUGUGAUAAUUGGCGUCGUGGUUUCAUUCUUUUAUGUCUUCUCUGCCAUAUACUCAAGCAAGCCCACUGUUGAUUCUUCUGGCUGGUUCUCUUCUCCUUCUUCCUUACCUUCAGUUUCGCAUCAAACAAUCAACUUUUCUCUGGCAGAUGAAGGGCAUGCUAUGCCCACACAUGCCCUAGGUCCUCAAGGUGUAUGGAUUAAACCUGUAUGGGAAGUUCCAGCACACAAUAAGAAUAUGCCUCCUUUGGAGGCUUUCCAAUUAACGAAAGAAUUGGUUCAACAACGGGUGAAAGAUAAUAUUGUAAUUGUGACCUUUGGCAACUAUGCAUUCAUGGAUUUUAUUCUGACUUGGGUUAAACACUUGGCGGAUCUUGGACUUUCUAAUUUUCUUGUUGGUGCAAUGGACGCCAAAUUAUUGCAGGCAUUAUAUUGGAAAGGGGUACCUGUCUUUGACAUGGGCAGCCGUGUGAGUACAGAAGAUGUUGGUUGGGGGUCUCCAACAUUUCACAAAAUGGGGAGAGAAAAAGUUACUCUGAUAAACUCAAUACUGCCUUAUGGUUUUGAGCUGCUGAUGUGUGAUACUGACAUGGUUUGGUUGAAGAAUCCACUUCCAUAUAUUGCUCGUUAUGCAGACGCAGAUCUUCUAACGUCAAGUGAUCAAGUCAUACCAACAGUUAUUGAUGAUAGUCUGGAAAUUUGGCAAGAAGUUAAUGCUGCCUACAACAUAGGAAUAUUUCGUUGGAGGCCUACAGAGUCUGCAAAAAAAUUGGCAAAGGAAUGGAAAGAAAUGCUUCUAGAUAAUGACAAGAUAUGGGAUCAGAAUGGUUUUAAUGACAUUCUACACAGACAGUUAGGACCGUCUGUUGAUGAGGCCAUUAGACUUGUUUAUGCUUUUGAUGGAAAUCUGAAGUUGGGAAUUUUGCCUGCAAGUAUAUUUUGUAGUGGGCAUGCAUAUUUUGUGCAGGCUAUGCAUCAGCAACUCAGACUAGAGCCAUAUGCUGUGCACACAACAUUUCAAUAUGGAGGAACUGAAGGAAAGCGCCAUCGGCUUCGAGAGGCAAUGCUUUUCUAUGACCCACCAGAAUACUAUAAUCCACCUGGGGGUUUCUUGUCGUUUAAGCCAUCUAUUCCUAGGAGCUUGUUACUAAGUGGGAAGCAUACCAUUGAUUCACAUUUUUCUCUGAUCAAUUAUCAAAUAAAACUGAUAAGGACAGCACUUGCUAUUGCUUCUCUUCUGAGAAGAACUCUGGUCAUGCCUCCGCUAUGGUGCAGGUUAGAUAGGCUAUGGUUUCCACAUCCUGGUGUUUUGGAGGGAACUAUGACUAGGCAACCCUUUCUUUGCCCUUUGGAUCAUGUAUUUGAGGUGAAUGCCAUGUUGAAAGAACUUCCAGAGGAAGAGUUUGGCCCUGGAAUAAAUAUCAGAGAGUACUCAAUACUUGAAAAUCCCUCUCUGCCCGAAGAGGUAAAGAAGUCUUGGCUUGAUGUUCAUCUCUGUGAAGAAGGAAUACAUGAUUGUAAUGCAUCAAAUGAUUCUGCUGUUGGGGGAGUACUUAGAUUUCCAAGGCAUAGCGAUGAAGAAACGUUCAUCAAAGUAUUCUCGUCAUUCAAAGAUGUCAAAGUUAUCCAGUUCUCCUCGAUGCAAAAUGCUUUCACUGGUUUUGCUGAUAAGGAAAGGGAGGAGAGAUUCAGAAGACGUGUAAAGCGAUAUGUGGGCAUAUGGUGCUGUGUGCUCGAUCACAUUCCUGGUCACAUAUAUUAUGAUAUGUACUGGGACGAGAAACCUGGGUGGAAACCAAUCCCUCCUCCAACUUCUGAGGAUGAUCAUCCACCUUGGUGAGUUCUGACUCUAGGUCAAUAUUUGUUAAACCACCCUAAUGGAUGGGAUACUGUGAGAGAUUUUAAGUAAGAUGGUUUAGUUUUUCCUUUUUCUUUAAUCUUCAUUUUAUUUUUCACUUAACUGGCAGUCAAGAUGUGCUUAAAUAAGUGGAGAAUCUGUAUCAAUAUGGAGGAUUUAGGUUACUGUAAAGACGAGACAAUAUGAUUAUUGUUUAGCACUAGUAAAAUUUUUUGACUA
Prosopis cineraria is the source of this 2403-nucleotide messenger RNA. RefSeq names its product arabinosyltransferase XEG113-like. Gene Ontology annotation, biological process: cell wall pectin biosynthetic process. Bases 262 to 2166 code for a protein of 634 amino acids. The transcript has 13 exons. The record is from RefSeq and is a predicted model, not a curated record. Gene Ontology annotation, molecular function: arabinosyltransferase activity. Lineage: Eukaryota; Viridiplantae; Streptophyta; Magnoliopsida; Fabales; Fabaceae. Gene Ontology annotation, cellular component: Golgi apparatus.